This is a messenger RNA of Exophiala bonariae, 1320 nucleotides long. RefSeq lists its product as uncharacterized. NCBI's taxonomy places the organism in Eukaryota, Fungi, Ascomycota, Eurotiomycetes, Chaetothyriales, Herpotrichiellaceae. The transcript has a single exon. The record is from RefSeq and is a predicted model, not a curated record. The coding region runs from base 1 to 1320 and encodes 439 amino acids.
AUGGCAAGGCAUGGUACCUUCCCCAGCCCUCCACGUCCUGGUGACAAAAAGACGCAGUACAACGGAGUCAAUUGCCAUGCCUCAUCGAUCCAAAAGCAGGAGCUAUCUCAAUACAUGUCCCCAGCUACCAUUAGCCCAAACGACGACUCGUACUCUGCUGAAAAAAAUACAGCGACGCGGCAAGAAGGUAAAAAGAAUUGUACCUACCCUCGCUCGGACCAGCAUGCUCGAGAACUGGGACUCGACUGGAACCUGCUGAAAGGCUGGACAACCGUCACUACGGCCCACAGCCGACCUGUAGUCGACCAGGUGACACGGCCCGUUCGGGAUGCGAGCUCACGUCCCUGUUACCUUCUCCCACUCCGAUGGGAAACCCACAUGAGCGGAUUGGCCGAUCUGACAAUUUAUCUGCGGCAACUCAGCGCGCAAUGCGACGUGGUGGUCGUAGAUGGAUCGCCACCCCUUGUUUUCGCGGACCACCAUCGCCACUGGGCCACGUUUAGUAGCCAUAUCGUUCCCGCUGCCGACAUGGCCUACUGUAACGGCAAGGUCAACGGUGUCAUCACUGGCAUGCGGACGACAACGGCAGAACACGUUAUUAUCGCUGAUGAUGAUGUCCGCUAUGAUACCCAGUCGCUCGCACGGACGCUUACCCUUCUGGCCGACGCAGACAUCGUUGUCCCUCAGAACUACUUCGACCCGCUGCCUUGGCACGCAGCCUGGGACAGCGCUAGAAUCUUGCUUAACCGUGGCCUUGGUAUGGACUACCCUGGUACGUUGGCUGUCCGGCGGACCGCUUUUAUGGCCGCCAACUGCUAUGAUGGGGAUGUACUGUUCGAAAACCUCGAACUGGUGCGUACCUUGCGAGCCAACGGGGCGCGGCUCGUGACGGCUCCGGGGGUUUUUGUUCGACGGCUCCCGCCGGUCUUCCACCAUUUCGCUGGCCAGCGGAUCCGUCAGGCCUACGACAGCCUCGCACAGCCACUGCGGCUGGCCACCGAGCUGGCACUGUUACCGGCGGUCGCGUUCCCCGUCGUGAUCCGAAAAAGCUGGUGGCUGGGAUGGGUGGCCAUCAUAGCAGUGGUCGUAGCAGAGAUGGGCCGGCGACGGCACGGUGGAACAGUGUUCUUCUCAUGGUACCUUCCGCUGCUAGCCCCGCUCUGGCUAGCCGAGCGGGCAAUCUGUAUCUGGCUUGCUCUGGGAUCCCGGGUACGCGGCGGUGUCUGUUACGGGGGCCAGCGGGUUCUCCGCGCUGCCACUGCAGACAGGGUACUGCGCCGCCGUGCGGCCAACCUGGGCGUCGAAAAUACCAGGACCUAG